GAAGUGGGAAAAAAGAGCGAAAUAGACGAAAAACCCUCCCUUGAUGAUAAAACCCAAAACCCUACUACUGUCUGCAAAAUCCCCAUCUUAACCCUCUCUCUGCCUCUGCUUCUUCUUCCUCCUUAUAUCUCCGCCAUUUUCGUUGUCUAGCUUAUGAGUUGCACAACUUUUGGUUCUGUAUUUCUCUUCUCUUCCUCUAUGUGACUCUUCAAGGAAUUUCACUCCUGCUGACUGAGAGAGUGCGAAUUAUGGAAAGUUAAUAUAAUCGAGAGUAAAAUCGGUGGUAAGAGCUAUUGAAGAAUACGAGAGGCCAUGGCGAUUAAGAAGAAAACGGCUCUCCAGCUUGAAGCUCUUGAGAAAUUCUACGCAAAGCAUAAGUAUCCUUCCCAAGGUGCAAUCAAGGAGAUUGCUGCUGUCUUGGGAUUGUCAUGUAAGCAGAUCCGAGGAUGGUUUAUAGAGAAGAGGAAGAGAGACAAAACUAUUGGCACAAUUGUAGUAACAUCUCGAGUUACCAAUAGAGAACAAUCUGCAGCUGCAUCAUCUUCUAAAUUCAUCAAACCAAUUAUUAUCCAGGAGCUAUUGACUGCAGACUACAUUCUGCAAAAGAUUUUUCGCAAGGAUGGGCCUCCUCUUGGUGCAGAAUUUGACUCUCCUCAAUCCAGAGCAUUUUUAUUCCGCAAAGCUUCUAGAAAUUCUCUCCUUGGUUGCCAAGAGACACAAAGAGCAACAAAAAGGAGAAAGGUUUCAAAGCAUGUUCUUAUAGAUCAUGAGGAUUCUGAUAAGAGUGCUCCAGUAAGGAAACAUGGUGUUGGGAAAGGUUUGAUGACAGCUUGGCGUGUGACUAAUCCUAAUGGAGGAUAUUUUCCUACUGGCGUAACUCAUAUUUCGACUCCUGCACCAUCGAAACCACCACGCCAGAACAAAAAACCCCGACAAUUUGCCUCUAUUAUGAAACAGAGAAAGUUGGAAAACAAAUUAAAGGAUAGCAAGAAACAUCCUGUCAAAACAAGAGGGGGGGAACAUGCAAAGGAUGUAUUACAGAAGCCAACACAGAAAGAAAGAUGCAAACUUGCUCUGGAAGGAGUGGCGUCUCAUGAACAUCUCAACCAAUUUACAACGUUAGUGGAUGAUGAAGAGCUGGAGUUGAGAGAGUUACAAGCAGGCCCAAAUCCACAAACAUGUGAACAUUUUGCUGCCAAUAGACUACGUGGUUGUUUGUUUUGCAGAGAUGUUCUGCCAAAAUUUCCUCCAACUUCUGUUAAGAUGAAGUCACCAUUUGCGAUGCAACCUUGGGAUUCUUCACCCGAGACAGUCAAGAAACUGUUCAAGGUCUUCCAUUUCCUUUAUACUUAUUCUGUUACGGUUGAUAUAUGUUCCUUUACUCUUGACGAAUUUGCGCAAGCGUUUCACUAUAAGGAUUCCUUGUUACUUGGAAAGAUUCAUGUUUCCCUUCUGAAGCUACUUUUGUCUGAUAUCGAAACAGAGCUUAACAGUGGUCUUUGGCCCAAUCUGAGCAUAUCGUGCAAAUUUCUUGCAUUACUUCAUUCGGUUGAAAAUCAAUUAUAUGUUCUGGAGUUCUGGAGGAAAUCUCUGAACCCUCUUACAUGGAUAGAAAUACUUCGUCAAGUAUUACUGGCAGCUGGUUUUGGAUCAAAGAAAGGCUCCUUGAGGAAGGAACCCCUUAGCAAGGAAAUGAGCCUCAUGAAGAAGUAUGGCCUACAUCCUGGUACUAUGAAAGGUGAAUUGUUCAAGCUCCUGUUAGAGCAAGGAAAUAAUGGGUUGAGAGUUUCUGAGCUGGCGAAGUCUUUGCCUAUUGUUGAAUUGAAUCUUGGUCGCACAACGGAGGAGCUGGAACCAUUGAUAUGUUCAACUCUUGCAAGUGAUAUCACCUUGUUUGAGAAGAUCUCAUCAUCUGCAUAUCGUCUACGCAUCAGUUCAGCAAAGGAAGCCAAUGAUUCUCAAUCAGAUACUGAGGACACUGGAAGUGUGCAUGAUGAUUAUAUUGAUUGUGGGUCAUCCAGCAGCAGCGAUUCUGAGUGUGAUUCAGGAAAUUUCAGUCCCAAAAUACUUGAACAUCAUUCUCAUAAAAGUAAAGGUAACGUGCUUUCUGUGUACACCGAAAUUGACGAGAGCCAACCUGGAGAAGUGUGGUUGCUAGGACUUAUGGAAGGAGAAUAUUCUGAUUUAAGCAUCGAUGAAAAGUUGAACGCCUUAGUGGCUCUGCUUGAUAUUCUUAGCGCUGGAUCCAGUAUUAGAGUUGAGGAUCUGCCAAUAUCUACUGUAGAAUCGAUUCCCAAUAUUCGCAAUUAUGGUUCUGGAGGAAAAAUAAAGAGAUCAUCAUCACAGAAACGUGACAUGCCCAGACCAUCCUGGGUCCAUGGACAAAUGCCUGAUGUAAAAGAAGCCCACACAUCUUUGGAGUUUAACCCAGUUGAUUCUUCUGUGUCAUUCUCAAAGUCCUAUAGUAAGGAGGAUUCCCCUAGUGCAGGAAAAGAAUCACAAGAAACAGAAGCUGCAAUUGGUUUACACCCAAUGCAAUCUAUAUUUUUGGGGUCUGAUCGUAGAUACAACAGAUACUGGCUUUUCUUGGGUCCUUGUGAUGAAUAUGAUCCUGGCCAUAGAAGGGUCUAUUUCGAAUCUUCUGAAGAUGGUCACUGGGAAGUGAUUGAUACCGAAGAGGCCCUGAGUGCCUUAAUAUCAGUUUUGGAUGACAGAGGUACUCGGGAGGCUCAUCUUAUUGAAUCUAUGGAGAAGCGAGGAGCUUCUCUCUGCCAAGCAAUGUCAAGUAGAAUGGCAAAUGAUGCCAGAAUCAAGCUGUUGUCACAUGCUGAUCACUCUGGUUUGGAAAUAGUAAGAGAAGCUAGUUCUUCUCCUGUGUCUGAUGUGGACAACCUAUGCCUGGCCGAGGUCUCAAAAGAUUUGGUACCUCCAUGUGGUGCUAUAAGUCUUGAAGUUGGGAAGAAGGGGGAAGAUCAAAACCGGAAAUGGAGUCGUCUCCAAGAAUUUGAUUCUUGGAUUUGGAAACAUUUUUACUUGGAACUUAACACAGUGAAAUAUAGCAAAAGGUCUUAUAUUGAUUCGCUCACUAAAUGUGAAACUUGUCAUGAUCUGUACUGGAGAGAUGAGAAGCAUUGUAAGAAUUGCCAUACCACAUUUGAACUCGACUUUGACCUAGAAGAACGAUAUGCCGUCCAUAUAGCGACUUGUAGGGAGCAAUGUUGCGAUGAUGUGUUUCUGAAGCAUAAAGUCCUGUCAUCCCAGCUGCAAUCGUUGAAAGCUGCAGUUCAUGCUAUCGAGUCCGUUAUACCAGAAGAUGCCAUGGUGGGUGCUUGGACAAAGUCUGCUCAUUGGUUAUGGGUCAAACGCAUCAGGCGCACAUCUUCUUUGGUGGAGCUUUUGCAGGUUGUUACUGACUUUGCUGCUGCAAUUAAGGAGGAUUGGCUACGUGAAUUUCAUGUUGCUGAAGGCUCAGAUACUGUUCUGCAAGAAAUUAUUGCAUGUUUUCCAAGUAUACCUCAAACCUCAUCUGCAUUUGCACUCUGGUUGAUGAAAUUGGAUUCAUUAAUUGCACCAUAUAUGGAAAAGGCUCGUUCUUUAAAAAAUCAGGAAACGCAGUCCAAAUGUACAGGUACUCGUGCUGCAAAGCAAUAGAUUUUUUCACAAUCUGGAGCUAAUGCAAGUGGCAAUACAGGUACGAAAUAUUGUAGGCAUUCAGCUGUGUAGGACAAAUGUAUUUGCUCUCUGUUGCCUGCUUUUGAAGCAGUAAAACAGUUCAUUGUGCCAAUUUUACUUUUGAAUAGAAUGCAAGGAUGGAAUGCAUGCAUCUUUGUAAAAAGCAGAGGCUAUGACCAUUUAAAUUUUUUGACCGUUGCUGUACUUCGCCAAUUUAAGUAAUAAAAUGUUGUACAGCACAGAGAUGGAUAAAUAUAGAGAGGAAACCAAGUUUUUGGUUAACGAACGUUUACCUUGUUCCCUGUAAUAGCAAAAUAACCUUCAUUGAUAUUUUGCCGGGAA
This is a messenger RNA of Tripterygium wilfordii, 4014 nucleotides long. Its product is annotated as homeobox-DDT domain protein RLT3-like. Gene Ontology annotation, molecular function: RNA polymerase II cis-regulatory region sequence-specific DNA binding; DNA-binding transcription factor activity, RNA polymerase II-specific. Gene Ontology annotation, biological process: regulation of transcription by RNA polymerase II. NCBI's taxonomy places the organism in Eukaryota, Viridiplantae, Streptophyta, Magnoliopsida, Celastrales, Celastraceae. The transcript has 18 exons. The record is from RefSeq and is a predicted model, not a curated record. Gene Ontology annotation, cellular component: transcription regulator complex; nucleus. Bases 313 to 3651 code for a protein of 1112 amino acids.